GUCGCAAUGUUUUGAGAGUUUGUGCUCAGAGUGUGAGAGGUGCUGGAGGCUGGAAGUUCAAUCUGAACGCCCAGUUUUCCUGUAUUUAUAACGCUGCCCUGCUGCAGACUGCGCUCAAUUCCUGUCUGGGUUCGGAGAUCUCACUAUGCAGUUCCUAUCCGCUCUCAUCCUCGCCCUCUCUAUGUUCCCAGGCCAUGGGAAUGCACUCAGGUGCUACAGUUGCACAGGUCACAAGUGUACCCCUACAAGAAUGAAAGAGGUGAACUGUGGAGAGGAUCAAGUGUGCAUGACCGUAUCAACAUGGGGGUCCCACGACGAGGUGACCUUUGAGCAUUCCUGUGUUCCCUCCGAAACCUGUACAAACAUCAGCUUCGACCUCGGCUCCAACAAGAAAGUUAUCAGUUGCUGUAAUCGGGAUCUGUGUAACACCAGACCGGAUAACCAAAAGAACAGCCAGAUGUGUUUCGGGUGUUUGCAAGUGCUGAACGAUUUUAAGUGCAACAAAUCCGGGCAAGUGCAGUGCUGGGGGUCACAGACCAAGUGUGGAAGACUGGAACAUGUUGUCAGAAAUGCUGGUCGCAAUUUAACAAUCGACUUUCAAGGAUGUCUUUCUGAAUCGAUUUGCCAUCUGAACUCCACCCAGGCAAUGUUUGGCGUGGAACUUGGGAAAAGCUUUGAGUGUUGCGAUGGAAAUCUGUGCAAUGGAGUUGUGAGAACGGAGAUGGGAGCACUCUGCUUUCUCAUCGUGAGCCUAUACCUGCUCCUCAUCAGGCAUGAUUGACCCUGUGGUGUGUUUCGAUCUGUUUAUCCUGUACAUACUUCUCUUUAUUUAUAGGAACGCUGUUUGUAUUUAUUGCUAGCUCCUGCUGACUCAGAUCAUUUUGUUGCCAAGAGGAAAUGAAUGGAAGAGUGCAUAUUGAAAAGAGACUGAAUGUGGGCCAUGGUCAAUACUUUUGAUCUAUGUUGUACAGCUUUUGUUGGAGUACUGAUUGACUUGUGUCUGCACUGGGUCUCCAACUGAGAAAUUAACCUCAGUGCACCCCCCCCCCCCCAUCCCUGACAGCAUCCAACCCCAUCCCUACACAUCCUUCCUUUUAGACAAUCUCCAGUUCCCCAUUGAAAGACUUGAGUGAAACAGCCGUCCCCCACGCUCUGGGAAAGUACAUUCCAUACCCCGGCCGCUCAAAUGAAUCCGCCUCCCCUCCAACCCUCAGACAGUUACAGACCCUGCCCGCUGGAGGAGGCCAUUCGGGGGCCUGCCCUGCUCCUACCUUCUACGUUUCGAUGUUAAGAAGAGGCCACUGGAUAAAUCGUUGCUUUAAUGAUUGAUGUGUCCAUUGUAUUUAUAUGUAAUCUCUUCCUGAAUUUUGUACAUUGUAAAUA
Molecule: messenger RNA, 1383 nt
Organism: Stegostoma tigrinum
Lineage: Eukaryota; Metazoa; Chordata; Chondrichthyes; Orectolobiformes; Stegostomatidae
Product: prostate stem cell antigen
Exons: 5
Coding region: 146-781 (211 amino acids)
Source: RefSeq, a predicted model, not a curated record